AUGGGUUCCUUUUAUUCCAGAGGUUUAGAUGAUAACGAAAGGGAGUUGAAAAACCUCACUGAUCGUCUCUUAGAGCUUUUACAUGAGCUAGGCCCUGCUGAGCUCCUCAAUCGCGCUGUUAAAGAUUCUAAGAUCUACGAAGCUUGUAAAAACAACGAAGAACUGAGACAAGCUUGCCUGGUUGACGCUUUUAGAAGAUACUAUGACCAGAAAUUUCUCUACGAGGAAGUUUACAACAGAACUAUUGAUUACAUGCGUCUUUUUGACGAUUUUCUCAAAGUUCAAAAUGCUGUUGAUGAACAAAGACAAUUGGAGGAAGCUACUUCCGAGGAAACCUCUAGUGUCCGCCAUCGUAACAAACUCGAAUCGGACAAAAAUCAAGGGAGGGCAGAGAAUUUUUGA
Molecule: messenger RNA, 402 nt
Organism: Tribolium madens (black flour beetle)
Lineage: Eukaryota; Metazoa; Arthropoda; Insecta; Coleoptera; Tenebrionidae
Exons: 2
Coding region: 1-402 (133 amino acids)
Source: RefSeq, a predicted model, not a curated record